This is a messenger RNA of Neoarius graeffei (lesser salmon catfish), 1560 nucleotides long. It is a transcript of the gene trhr2, whose product is annotated as thyrotropin releasing hormone receptor 2. Gene Ontology annotation, cellular component: membrane. The transcript has 3 exons. NCBI's taxonomy places the organism in Eukaryota, Metazoa, Chordata, Actinopteri, Siluriformes, Ariidae. Gene Ontology annotation, molecular function: thyrotropin-releasing hormone receptor activity. Bases 1 to 1560 code for a protein of 519 amino acids. The record is from RefSeq and is a predicted model, not a curated record. Gene Ontology annotation, biological process: phospholipase C-activating G protein-coupled receptor signaling pathway.
AUGGCAGAAAACAUGAGCUCCAAGAUGGACAGUAGCUCCGUGUCCAACAUAUCCCUGCUGGGCCAGGGAGACUCUGUGUCCAAAUCAGUGGAAUAUAAGACUGUGUCCGUGUUUCUGGUGGUUCUGGUAUGUGGUGUGGGAAUUGUUGGAAAUAUCAUGGUGGUCCUGGUGGUCCUCACCACCCGACACAUGCGAACACCCACCAACUGCUACCUGGUGAGCCUUGCUGUGGCUGACCUGACGGUGCUGGUGGCGGCUGGGCUGCCCAACAUCUCCGAAAGCCUGAUGGCCACCUGGGUGUAUGGGCAAGCUGGCUGUCUGGGCAUUACCUACCUCCAGUACCUGGGCAUCAACGUGUCUUCCUGCUCCAUCACGGCCUUCACAGUGGAGAGAUACAUAGCCAUCUGUCACCCAAUGAGGGCUCAUACGGUUUGUACAGUCUCCAGGGCCAAGCGCAUCAUUGCAGGGGUGUGGGCCUUCACCUGCGUCUACUGCAUGCUUUGGCUGUUCCUGGUGGACAUCCAAGUGAACAGUGAUGGACGUGCCCAGUGUGGCUAUCGCGUCUCCCGUGAUCUCUACCUGCCCAUCUACCUCAUCGAUUUCACCAUUUUUUACGUCAUCCCACUGCUGCUAGCUAUCAUCCUGUAUGGCCUCAUCGCACGAAUCCUCUACCUGAAUCCACUGUCCCACCCACCAGAUUCAGGGACCCUCACAGCCCCUGCCCUCAGGAGAAGCUGCAAAGAACCUGCAGAUGCAAGUAAAGGAGGUCACCAAGGACGACCAAAAAGUGCACUCUCAUCUCGGAAGCAGGUCACCAAGAUGCUUGCUGUUGUGGUGGUUCUUUUUGCCUUGCUGUGGAUGCCAUACAGAACCCUGGUGCUAAUCAACUCCUUUGUCAGCACGCCAUACCUGGACGCCUGGUUCUUACUGUUCUGCAGGACAUGCAUCUACGCCAACAGCGCUAUCAAUCCUGUAGUGUACAACCUAAUGUCUCAGAAGUUCCGCUCUGCCUUCCGUGGCCUGUACCGGUGCCAACAGCCAACCAGUCACCAGCGUAGUCUGUCCUCACUACAGACUGGGUACACUAUAGCUAGAGAUGCUCGAAGCACUCACAUCAGCAAUGGCACCAAGGAAACUGUCAAGAGAAUCAGCUCUGGCACUGCCACCCAGGAGCCAAGCAUGGAAAGCCCCAUGGGUGAAAAGAAAGCAGCUACAGUGAAGACUGGUAUUGAUAAUAAUGGUAUAGAUAAGAUACAAGACAAGACAAAUGAAACUGACACAGUCAAGGAUCAAGGUGAUAUUACAAACCUUGCUACUGAAAGAAAAGGAAUUAAAAAAGAAGAUAAUGGUUCUGGCUUGGAGAAAAAGAUUGAUAGCCAAAGCACUGAUAUUAGAAAAGAUAUAGAAAAUUGUAAUAAUAUUAACAAUGGCAUGAUUACAAUGACUCCAGACACUACCCAUCCUAACGCAGAGAAAGCCGUGCCAGCCUCUGAUGAGAUGAAGCCUGCACUUGUCCAUGUUGAGCAAAAUUCUAAGGAAUUGAUCCACAGCACAUUGUAA